This is a messenger RNA of Hyaloscypha bicolor E, 967 nucleotides long. RefSeq lists its product as uncharacterized. The record is from RefSeq and is a predicted model, not a curated record. The transcript is spliced from 6 exons. Bases 98 to 799 code for a protein of 233 amino acids. Lineage: Eukaryota; Fungi; Ascomycota; Leotiomycetes; Helotiales; Hyaloscyphaceae.
CGCUUUCCCAGUGGCUUCGCGUCUGGGACACAAUUCGAUUUUUGAAUCUGUGAUUACCCUUACCCCGCUCACCAUUGGACAGAGUCCAUUGACUUGAAUGCUUAGGUGGUUUCUUCUUCAACCGCAAGCAAUGGGUAGACAGCUGUCAGACACAAGCCGCUUCCUGAACAUAGAGCAACCUCCACUAUUGUCCGAUCAUUGCCGCAAUAGUCGAUUGAUUCAGAUGAGCAUUGCAGCUCUCAGUAACCACCUUCGGGAAAUUCUGAACGAUCGCCGCGAUUCAACAAAAGAACCUUCCUCACUUCUAUACAAAGCACACCUCCAGGCCCUUGACAGUUGGCAUGCGGAACUGCCACUAUAUACAUGUCUGCAGACACCAAACAUGGAGGACUCACGAAUGGUCAACCCGGAGGCAGAUUAUCGACAAAAGACUGCAAUAUUGAAUGUCCAGUCUCUAUUUCUGGGAAUUGUCUGCGUCCUAUUGCAGCCCGCGUUGAUGGCCGUUUUACAAUGCAUGCAAUCUUCGAGCGAGGAUGAAUUAAUCGUGUACGCCCGCCGAUGCGUUUCAUCUGCAACUAUCUUGAUCCGGCUUUGUGAUGAAAUAAUGAGGUCCGGAUACCAGUUCUCAGCAUCCUGGAUUGCACAGCAUUUCAUCUUCAACGCAUGUCUAGUCUUGAUUGCCGACAUGAACAGAUCAAACUCCGCACUAGAAGAACCAAGUGAGCUCCGCAAGCCCACAAGCGACCAUUGUCCGUCUAUUCUGCCGAGCUGCUGGAAUCUCGGAUGCCAUGAAAGUUGACUUAGCCCCUAGUGCGAUAAGUCAUGUAAAUCUGGUGGAUCUGGGUUCUCACUAGUUUGUCUGCUUGUGUUCAAAGUUGACUUGAGGACAGUUGCUUGUACUUUUAAGGUGCAGUUUUUACAUUUCUCUUUACGUAGACGUCCUAAGGUUUGGUUUACAUUUUUUGGA